Messenger RNA from Zerene cesonia (dogface butterfly), 516 nucleotides. RefSeq lists its product as uncharacterized. The record is from RefSeq and is a predicted model, not a curated record. The transcript has 5 exons. The coding region runs from base 1 to 516 and encodes 171 amino acids. Lineage: Eukaryota; Metazoa; Arthropoda; Insecta; Lepidoptera; Pieridae.
AUGUGUGAGAUAUUCCCAGAGGUGGAAAGUUGUUGUAUGGUAAUCUCGCUGCGAGUUGGGAUGUUGUUAAUUUCUGUGCUAUGUAUUAUGACAGGCGUUAUAACACUCACUGUGAUGGAGCAGUCUUCAAAUAUAAACGUUAACAAGGUACAAAACGUUUCUCACAUACAAAAACCAGAGCAUGCAGUGUCUCAAAUCGGUCUGAUCAUUCCCAGCGGCAUCUCGACAAUGGCCACUGUAUUCAUUAUAACUGGCCUCAUAUUGUUAUUUGCUACAUUAAUGGACGAUGAAGGCCUGGUGCAAGUGUUUGUAUGGUUGACGUUCCUUGCCGUGGUGUUGGGCUUCAUCAUGGUCUUCCUGAUCGCUUGCGAGUGUCUGCUGAAGCCGGUGUGCUUCCUGGCCGGGAUGGACUGGCUCUCUGGCUCCAUUCUACUCGUCCUGAUUGUGGCAUACUUGUUCAUAUGGAUAUACUUCAUCUGCGUCGCUAACAGCUACGUUAUCAGUGCGUCGGGUUGA